Molecule: messenger RNA, 2709 nt
Organism: Agelaius phoeniceus (red-winged blackbird)
Lineage: Eukaryota; Metazoa; Chordata; Aves; Passeriformes; Icteridae
Gene: TMEM120A
Product: transmembrane protein 120A
Biological process (GO): fat cell differentiation
Cellular component (GO): membrane
Source: RefSeq, a predicted model, not a curated record
GCGCGGAAUGACGGAGGCCCCGCCCCGCCCCGCCCCGGGGCGUGUCCGGAAGGGGGCGUGGCCAGCGCCGCCCGUCGCCGCGGGCCGGGCCGGGCCGGUCGCCGCCGCCGCCAUCGCCGCCAUGGCCUGGGGCGCCUCGCUCGCCGAGUGCCUGCGCGAGUGGGAGGAGCUGCAGGACGGCUACCAGCGCAUCCAGGACAACCACAGGCUGUACAAGCAGAAACUCGAGGAGCUGACCAAGCUGCAGGAUGGGAUCUCCAGCUCCAUUGCCCGGCAGAAGAAGCGGCUGAAGGAGCUGUCCCUGUCCCUCAAAAAAUGCAGAGCCCAGGUGACUCCCGAGCAGGAAGCAUCCAUCCAAGAGACCCAGAGCCUGAUUAAAGAGAGGCAGAACGUGUUCUUUGAGAUGGAGGCCUAUCUGCCAAAGAAGAACGGGUUGUACCUGAGUCUGGUGCUUGGCAAUGUGAACGUGACCCUGCUCAGCAAACAGGCCAAGUUUGCCUAUAAAGAUGAGUACGAGAAGUUCAAGCUCUACCUCACCAUCAUCCUACUCAUUGUCUCCUUCUCCUGUCGGUUCCUCCUCAACUCCAGGGUGACAGACGCCGUCUUCAACUUCCUCCUGGUGUGGUACUACUGCACCCUCACCAUCCGCGAGAGCAUCCUCAUCAACAACGGCUCCAAGAUCAAAGGCUGGUGGGUUUUCCAUCACUACAUCUCCACCUUCCUCUCAGGUGUCAUGCUGACGUGGCCAGAUGGGCUCAUGUACCAGAUGUUCAGGAACCAGUUUCUGUCCUUCUCCAUGUACCAGAGCUUUGUGCAGUUCCUGCAGUAUUACUACCAGAGUGGGUGCUUGUACCGGCUGCGAGCGCUGGGAGAGAGGCACAACAUGGACCUGACUGUGGAGGGCUUCCAGUCCUGGAUGUGGAGAGGCCUCACGUUCCUGCUUCCCUUCCUCUUCUUUGGGCAGUUCUGGCAGCUCUACAACGCCAUCACGCUGUUCCGCAUGCUGCAGCACCCCGAGUGCAAGGAGUGGCAGGUCCUCAUGUGUGGCCUCCCCUUCUCCAUCCUCUUCCUGGGCAACUUCUUCACCACCCUCCGCGUCGUCCACCAGAAGAUCCAGAACAAGAACCAGGACACGAAGGAGAAUUGAAGAGGGGCCCUGUGGGGGCCUGGACUGUUUCUUCCCACUGGCUCCAUCCCCUGUCCCCAUCUCCUUGAUUCCGUCCGGACUCUGGGGUCUCAUCCCAUCCCUUGGAGGCCUGGGUGUGGGACAGAGCUUGGGGCCUGCUCCUGGACAGUCCCUGUGCUCAGCACGGGGCUGGAUCCGUGCUGGAGUCCCUCACCUGCAGCCUGGAGCACCCUGCACCUCCUGUCCUGGCUGCCUUCCCCAUCCAGACAGCAGGAUGCCUGGGACAGCCACUGCCCUCCCUGGCACUGGGAUGGCCUCUGGCUGCUGCUGCUCCCCACUGGGACAGGGCAGUGUCCAGGGACUGCCUCCCACAGCUCCUGGGGUGCUGGAGGCUCCCCCUUUUCCCCCCAGCCCUGCACCCAGGGCAGCCCCUGUGUGCUGAGGGCAGGGACCCUCCAAGGGCAGCUGGGGCUGUGCACAGCUCUGAUUGCAGGGCUGCCCCAGCUCCUCCCUCACCUUCAAUCCACAGGGAAGGGGUGGCUGGGGCACGGGAGGGGUGGGAGCAGCAGGAGCUGGGGCUGUGCAAGCAGCAGCCUGGGCUGGUAGCUCCUGAGGCUGCAGAUGUGAAAAUAAAGGGAAGGAGCUGCCCUGGCUCAGUCUGGGAACUGCUCCCACACUCUGCUCUGUGGCUUUGGUUCAUCAGGAAGGGGGUCCUGACACAACCUCCCUGAAAGGAGGGUGGAGGUGGGGGGCAAUAGGACAAUUGUCACAACAGGACAAGAGGAAACAGCCUCAGGUUCCACCAGGGGAGGUUUAGGUCAGAUAUUAAGGAAAAUGUCUUCACAAAAAAGGGUUGUCCAGCCCUGAGAGAGGCUGCCCAGAGCAGUGGUGGAGUCACCAUCCCUGCAGGGAUUUAAAAGCCAUGUAGAUGUGGCAGUUGGGGACACGGUUGAGUGGUGGGUUUGGUAUUGCUGGGUUAAGGGUUGGACUCAAUGAUUUGGAGGGGCUUUCCAGCCUAAAUGAGCCCAUGAUUUUAUGGAAAGUCAUCUCCCUGUGCCCUUCCACCAGCCUGAGCUGCAGGGGGUUCUCCUUCCCAUGGCAUCCCAAGGAGCCCAGCAGAACCUCAGUGUCCCUGGAGGUGGGGAAGAGACACCCUGUACCAGCUGUACCAGCACUGGGAGCUCUGGAAUAACCAAAGAGCAGGUUGGGCACAGCUGCACCCCAGUCCAGAGCCCCCCACUGCCCUCCUCCCUCCCCCUUCCACAGCCCAGCACUCAGGGUAGGGGCUGCCCCAGCUCAGACCAAACCCAGAGCUGCCACCACAUCCCCAGAUUUCCUCCUGGUUAUCAUCCAUUGCUCCUCCUGCCUCCUUCUUCCCUCUGGCUGAGCAGAGAGAUGCAGGAAGCAAACUCCAGACACAGGGUUUUUAUUCCAAGGGUAAAUGUAUUUAAAUAAUUUACAAUCACUGGACAGCCUGGAAGUCUGGGGUUUCCGUUGUUGUUUUUUGUUUUGGUUUUUUUUUUUGUUUGUUUGUUUUUUUCCAUGCUAAAAUCACAAAGAUGUUCAAAAUAAAAACCGUAUUU